UUAUUUAGCACCAAGAAGUGAAUGAUGGAUGCUGCCGAGGUUGAAGAAAAUCUGUUUGCAGCAAGUGAUGCCAAGUUACAUGGAGAAAUGUGCAAAGCUCUUUCUAUACUGUAUUGCAAAGUAUUGUCAAUAUUUCCAUCUUUAGAAGCAGCUAGGCCUAGGAGCAAAGCUGGUAUUGAGGCUUUAUGUUCAUUACACGUAGCCCUAGAGAAGGCCAAGAAUCUUCUUCAGCACUGUUCAGAGUGUAGUAAACUUUACUUGGCUAUAACUGCGGAUGCCGUUCUUCUAAAAUUUGAAAAGUCUAAAUCUGCUAUUAAAGAUGGCCUUAUGCAGGUGGAAGAUAUUGUUCCGCGUUCUAUGGCAUGUCAGUGUCAGGGGAUUGUGAAUGAACUUGAGGGUGUAAAAUUUGCACUUGACCCAUUGGAGAAGCAAGUUGGUGCUGAUUUAAUUGAACUGCUACAUCAAGGGAGACAAUGUAGCGACUCUAAUGACGCCAGCGAGCUUGAGUGUUUUCACCAGUGCGCUAUUAGACUUGGGAUCACAUCUUCGAGAGAAGCUCUUACAGAAAGAAGAGCUCUCAAGAAGCUCAUUGAAAGAGCCAGGGCUGAGGAAGACAAUCAGAAGGAAUCAAUAGUUGCAUAUCUUCUACACCUCAUGAGGAAAUAUUCCAAGUUAUUUAAAAAUGAAAUUUCUGAUGACAAUGAUUCACAAGGUUCCGCUCCUUGUUCUCCCAGUACUCAGGGAUCUGUUGAGUGCAGUGUUCCUAAUAGUCAAUGUCAGGCCCUUGAAAGAGAGAUUUCAAAACGCUGUUCCAUUAAUUUAAAUCCAAUCAAUAGGAGAUCAGGUCAGAUGCCUCUUCCACCUGAAGAGUUGAGGUGUCCAAUAUCUUUGCAACUUAUGUGUGAUCCCGUCAUCAUCGUUUCCGGUCAAACAUAUGAAAGGGUUUGUAUAGAGAAAUGGUUCAGAGAUGGACACGAUACUUGCCCCAAGACACAACAGAAACUCGAUCAUCUUUUGUUGAUUCCGAAUUACUGUGUUAAGGGUCUCGUUGUUAACUGGUGUGAACAGAAUGGAGUCCCUGUUCCUGGUCGCCCUCCUGAAUCUUUUGAUAUUAACUACUCGACCUUGGCUUUAUCAGAGCCUGAAUCAACAAAUUCAAAAGCUGUAAAUAGUUUGAGUUCAUGCAAGUCGAAUGGUGUCAAAGUGGUUCCUUUAGAAGAGAGCGGCGUCUCAGAAGAAGCCGGAGUAGAUAAAAACGAAGCUUUGUCUGCACCGGAGGAAGAUACCGAGCAGUAUCUGAGGUUGCAGAAAGUUUUGCUUGAAAAGACAGAUUACAAGACAAAGUGCAAUGUGGUCGAACAGUUAAGGAUAUUACUGAGGGAUAAGGAGGAAGCCAGGAAUUAUAUGGGAGCUCAUGGAUUUGUUGAGGCACUUUUGCAGUUUCUAAAGUCAGCUCUGUCUGAAGGGAAUCUGAAAGCUCAGGAAAGUGGAGCAAUGGCUCUCUUCAACCUUGCUGUGAAUAACAACAGAAAUAAGGCAAUUAUGUUAUCGGCAGGAGUGUUACCAUUGCUGGAGGAAAUUUCUAACUCAAGUUCAUAUGGUUGUGCAACGGCCCUCUAUCUGAAUCUCUCUUGCCUGGAAGAAGCCAAGACCAAGAUAGGGAAGACUCAGGCUGUCCAGUUCCUGAUCCGUCUCCUUCAAGAUGACACCGAAAUUCAAUGCAAACAAGAUUCUCUCCACUCACUCUAUAAUCUCUCCACUGUCCCUUCAAAUAUUCCAAACCUCCUUUCAUCUGGGAUCAUCAAUGGCCUUCUGUCCCUUCUUGCAGGCCAGGGUGAUGAUAAUAGCAUGUGGACAGAGAAAUGCAUUCCUGUUCUCAUAAAUUUGGCUGCUUCUAAUUUGGGAAAAGAGGAAAUAAUCUCAACCCCAGGACUCAUUAAUGCAGUGGCUAAGAAACUAGAAUCUAGUGAGCUCUUAGAGCAAGAACAAGCUGUGUCUUGUCUUUUAAUCUUGUGUAAUGGGAAUGAGAAAUGUAGCCACAAGGUCCUAAGAGAAGGUAUAAUACCUUCAUUGGUUUUGAUAUCAGUAAAUGGGACCCCAAGAGGGAAAGAAAAAGCUCAGAAACUUUUGAUGCUCUUUAGAGAGCAGCGACGAGAUCCUUCACCUGUUAAGAUACGUUUGUGUCCCCCUGCUCCUGAACCUGAUAAUAAGAAGAAUAUGGUUGUUUCUCAGCCAGAAACAAAACCUCUGAUGAGUAAGUCAUUGUCUAGAAGAAUAAUUGAGAAGCCUUUUAGAUUUUUCUCCAAAAGCAAGAGUUAUUCUAUUUAUCACAUUUAAGCUCCAAUGGUUUGUAAAAAAUCUUUGUAUCUAUAUACUUCUCUUGUCUUGCUUCCGUCGCCCCCUCUAUCUGAUUUUUGCUGCUUACCAUCAAUUUUUGUGGGAAGCCACGAGAUGUACAGGGCUAUGUAGUUAUGAUUUUUUGUU
Molecule: messenger RNA, 2484 nt
Organism: Neltuma alba
Lineage: Eukaryota; Viridiplantae; Streptophyta; Magnoliopsida; Fabales; Fabaceae
Product: U-box domain-containing protein 6-like
Exons: 5
Coding region: 22-2337 (771 amino acids)
Biological process (GO): protein ubiquitination
Molecular function (GO): protein binding; ubiquitin-protein transferase activity
Source: RefSeq, a predicted model, not a curated record